Messenger RNA from Notechis scutatus (mainland tiger snake), 737 nucleotides. Lineage: Eukaryota; Metazoa; Chordata; Lepidosauria; Squamata; Elapidae. The record is from RefSeq and is a predicted model, not a curated record.
GCGCUGUGCAGCCUUCUCCGCCGAGAUGCCUCCAUCAACUUCAAAGCCAAAGGGAACAGCCUGGUGUCCGUCUUGGCCUGCAACCUUCUCAUGGCGGCUUAUGAGGAAGACGAAAACUGGCCUGAGAUAUUUGUCAAGGUUUACAUGGAGGAUUCGCUGGGGGAACGGAUCUGGGUGGACAGCCCUCACUGCAAGACCUUCGUGGAAAACAUCCAGACGGCUUUUGGCACCAAGAUGCCCCCUAAAAGUAUUUUGUCGCACGGAGAGGUUGGACGCGGUGGAGGAGACCUCAGUGCUGGAAACAGCCCCCAUCCUUCUGUUCCGGAGGAAGAAGACAGUCAGAGUGAACUGUUGAUAGCCGAGGACAAAAUGAGCCCUGAGCAGGAAGCCCACCUGAUGCCCAGGUAUGACGACCUUGCCGAGAGUGUGGAGGAAUACGUUCUGGACAUGUUGCGGGACCAGCUUAACAGACGCCAGCCGAUGGACAACGUCUCCCGGAAUCUGUUGCGCCUUCUGACCGCCACCUGUGGCUAUAAGGAGAUACGGCAGAUGGCUGUGCAGAGGCUGGAAAUGUGGCUGCAGAACCCCAAGCUCACUCGGCCAGCCCAGGACUUGCUCAUGUCUGUCUGCAUGAACUGCAACACCCACAGCUCCGAGGACGUGGAGGUGGUCUCCAACCUCAUCAAGAUCCGCCUGAAACCCAAAGUCCUCCUCAAUCACUACAUGCUCUGCGUCAG